CAACCAACUUCCUUUCAGUACCGUAAAUCUUCUUGCCGCAAAAUUCAUCCCCUAGUGUUCAUCAAUGGCAGCCAGGCACAGCAUGGUUCUUCUUCUUCUUGCUCUCCUUUAUCUCGGAGCAAUUGGUUUUAAUUCCGCCACGGUUUUUACGUUAAAAAAUAGCUGUAGUUAUACAGUCUGGCCCGGAACACUUACCGGUGACGGUGGUGCCCCACUUGGAGGUGGCGGAUUUACUCUGACCCCUGGUGCUUCCACCCAAGUCUCCGCCCCAGCCGGUUGGUCUGGACGUUUCUGGGCACGUACCGGAUGCAACUUCGAUGCCUCUGGACAAGGGUCCUGCGCCACCGGUAACUGCGGGGGACUUAAGUGCACCGGAGGCGGCGUGCCACCGGUAAGUUUAGCGGAGUUCACGCUCGGCAAAGACAGCACUCAGAAAGACUUCUACGAUGUCAGCCUCGUAGACGGAUACAAUGUGGGAGUCGGAGUCCGUCCCUCCGGCGGGUCUGGUGACUGCGGGUACGCCGGCUGCGUUGCGGACUUAAACGCAAACUGUCCCCCAGAGUUGCAAGUGCGGAAUUCUGGCUCAGUUGUCGCAUGCAAGAGUGCUUGUGAAGCAUUUAGAACACCGGAAUAUUGUUGCACCGGUGACCACUCCACACCACAAACAUGUCCCCCGACGGAUUACUCAAGGAUCUUCAAGAAUGCGUGCCCUUCGGCAUACAGUUACGCCUAUGACGAUGCUUCUAGCACGUUCACUUGUUCCGGAUCGGAUUACACCAUCACGUUCUGUCCCAAUAACUAAAGCAAAAUUCCAUGGUCGAUAUUCCUGACAAAGUUUCAUUUUAGUUUAUUAAGUAGCUAUAAUUCUGUUAUUGAUAUCAAAAAUACAGAAUGCUAUCGAAUAAUAAGACUAUAUUUAACCACAUAUCAAUGGUCAGAAUAAGGUUGGAGUACACCACAUAGUCGGUCUCUUUCAUUGUAUCAAAAAAUAAUAAACCGAUGAACUAAUUAUACGACUCUUGGUUGUUGUUAUUAUUUUAU
Molecule: messenger RNA, 1041 nt
Organism: Oldenlandia corymbosa var. corymbosa
Lineage: Eukaryota; Viridiplantae; Streptophyta; Magnoliopsida; Gentianales; Rubiaceae
Source: the annotation of a GenBank genome assembly